Molecule: messenger RNA, 6587 nt
Organism: Myxocyprinus asiaticus (Chinese sucker)
Lineage: Eukaryota; Metazoa; Chordata; Actinopteri; Cypriniformes; Catostomidae
Product: guanine nucleotide exchange factor subunit RIC1-like
Exons: 26
Coding region: 308-4600 (1430 amino acids)
Biological process (GO): intracellular protein transport; retrograde transport, endosome to Golgi
Cellular component (GO): Ric1-Rgp1 guanyl-nucleotide exchange factor complex; cytosol; Golgi membrane
Molecular function (GO): protein binding
Source: RefSeq, a predicted model, not a curated record
CUAAAGAUGGCGACGGUGGAGGAUUCACGGGAGGAUUUCGGAUCCUAAAUUUCCAGCGAUCUUGCCACCCACUGAGAUCCGCAAAAGCCCAUGACGUCGAGCUGAGACCCGGUUCAGUUUCGGUGUGUCAGUAACACGGUGUUUGAAGUUAUUUCACAAAUAAAGCGGAAUUUGGGCUCACGUCAUCCGAAUCCCGCGGAUAUGAACCCGGACUAAAUCCUGUAGUGUGAUUGUGUUGCAUGGAGGCCGGUGGAGGGAGUCUGUCCGUUCCGGUGUCGCAGUGAUUUUGGGUCGGAACCGGAUCGCGAUGUAUUUUCUGAGCGGCUGGCCGCGGAGGCUCCUCUGCCCCCUCCGGAGCGGCGAACGGCCCUUCCUGAUCGAGCCCAGCGUGCAACGCUUCUACCUGGCCGUGCUGUCCGAGACCCAGAUCAGCAUCUGGUUCAGCAGGCCCAGCGUGCUGAUCGUCAGUUAUAUUGAGUCGGGGAAAGCCACCGCACAGUUUGGCUUCUAUCAGCAGGCCGAAUGGAAGCCAGACGACUCUAUGAUCGCUGUGUCGGCUUCGAAUGGUUACGUUCUGUUAUUCGACAUCAUUGGAGGGUUGGAUGAUAAAUACCUGUACGAGCCUGUCUAUCCAAAGGGUGGUGUUCGUGUGAAAGUUACUCAGGGUUAUAAGGAGGAACAGUGCGCUCCAGCUCUCACACUAGAGAUGAAGAAACCUGUUGACCUGGAGGCUCCAAUCAGCUGUCUGCAGACGCUGCAGGAGGAUCUGUUAGUGGCGACUGCAGAUGGUUAUCUGCACAUGCUGCACUGGGACGGUAUCAGUAACGGCCAAAGAGCUGUUAAUCUAUGUACAAUCCCCUUCUCUUUGGACCUGCAGUCAUCACGAGGAGGGCCGUGUUUAGAUCUGGAGGGUGUUCACAUUCGGGAUAUGGAAUAUUGCGCGACACUGGAUGGAUUCGCUGUCGUAUUUGAUGACGGGCGACUUGGAUUCAUCACUCCAACUGCUAACAGACUCUCCACAGACCAAUUGCAGGGCGUGUGGGCUGCUGACGUCUCAGAUGGCACGUGUGUCGCUGUCAACAACAAAUACAGACUGAUGGCCUUCGGCUGCACAAGUGGCUCAGUGUUGGUGUACAUGAUUGACAGCUCUACGGGAUCCAUGCAGCUGUCUCAUAAACUGGAGUUAACCCCUAAACACUACCCUGAUAUCUGGAAUAAAACAGGCCCGGUGAAGAUGAUCCGCUGGUCUCCAGACUGCAGCGUUGCCAUGGUGACGUGGGACUGUGGCGGUCUGUCUCUGUGGAGUGUGUUCGGAGCGCAUCUCAUCUGCACACUAGGAGAGGACUUUGCUUAUCGGUCAGACGGCACUAAGAAAGACCAUCUGAAGAUCAGCUCUAUGAGUUGGGGUGUGGAGGGUUAUCAUCUGUGGGUGAUUGACAGUACGGAUACAGCCACUGUGGUUCCGGAUGGAGAGGAAAACGAUUCGAAACUCCAGCAGGCGGGAAUUCUGCAGUUUCACUUCAUCAAGAGCGCACUGACCGUCAACCCCUGCACAAGUAAUCAGGAGCAGGUGUUGCUGCACGGAGAAGACCGGUUGUAUCUGACCUGUGGUGACCCCACUCAGGCUCACAGUGUGUUUGAUAAGAGCUCAUCGCGGGACAGCAGCAGUCCUCUGCACCGGCCACCAGCGCCCGCUCCGGUCUCUCAGGGUCUCAGCACUUUACUCGGACAUAAACACUGGCAGGUGGUCCAGUUUCACAGCACAUAUCUAGAGACGAACUGGCCUAUCAGGUUUGCGGCUAUAGACUGGUCUGGUCAGUGUGUAGCUGUAGCUGGUCGACGUGGAUUUGCACAUUAUUCAUUAUAUACCAGGAAAUGGAAACUGUUUGGAAAUGUCACCCAGGAGCAGAAUAUGACUGUGACCGGAGGACUCGCUUGGUGGAACGACUUCAUCGUUGUUGCCUGUUACAAUUUCAUCGACCGACAGGAAGAGUUGAGGUUCUAUGUGCGGUCGUCUAAUCUGGAUAACGCGUUUGCAAGCGUCACUAAACUUCACGCUGAUACGCUGCUGUUGAAUGUGUUUCGUAACGUGGUGAUUCUGUUCAGAGCGGACUGCUCCAUCUGUCUGUACAGCAUCGAGAGGAAACAGGACGGUCCGAACCCGUCCGCCAGUGUGGAGUUGUUACAGGAAGUUUCAAUGUCUCGCUAUAUUCCUCACCCUGGUCUGGUCGUAUCUGUGACCCUCACGUCAGUACGAACAGAGACUGGGAUCACACUCAAAGCCCCACAGCAGGCCUGUUCGGCUGAGAGUAUCUUGUUAAAUUUGGCUGGUCAGCUGAUAAUGCUGCAGCGAGAUCGCUCCGGUCCACAGGUACGAGAGAAAGACACACCAGCCAAUCAGACCAAACUGCUACCGUUCUGUCCACCAGUGGUUUUGGCUCAGUGUGUGGAAAACGUUUGGACGACGUGUCGCAGUAACCGGAAGAAGCGUCACCUGAUGGAGGCGCUGUGGCUGUCGUGCGGAGAGGCGGGAAUGAAGGUGUGGCUUCCUCUGUUCCCGCGAGACCACCGCAAAACUCAUUCCUUCCUGUCUCGACGAAUCAUGCUCCCGUUUCACAUCAACAUCUACCCGCUGACCGUCUUGUUCGAAGACGCUCUCAUCCUGGGUGCCUCCAAUGAAACGAUGCUCUUCGACGGGCUUAGCGCUCAGAGUUCCUCCUCGAACUCCCCAGAGCCGCUGGAAUCUCUUUUCCCGUUCUGCACGGUGGAGCGGACGUCGCAGAUCUACCUCCACCACAUUCUCCGACAGCUGCUGGUGCGAAACCUGGGCGAGCAGGCGCUGAUGUUAGCGCAAUCCUGCGCGUCUCUGCCGUAUUUCCCUCACGUUCUGGAGCUCAUGGUGCAUGUGGUUUUGGAGGAAGAGGCCACAUCACGAGAGCCCAUCCCUGAUCCACUGCUGCCUACUGUAGCCAAGUUUGUGACUGAGUUUCCCCUCUUUCUGCAAACCAUCGUCCACUGCGCUCGGAAGACGGAGUACGCGCUCUGGAACUAUCUGUUUGCCGCGGUGGGGAACCCCAAAGAUCUGUUUGAAGAGUGUUUGAUGGCGCAGGAUCUGGACACGGCAGCUUCGUACCUGAUUAUUCUCCAGAAUAUGGAAGUUCCUGCAGUAAGUCGUCAACACGCCACUCUGCUCUUCAACACGGCCCUCGAACAGGGCAAAUGGGACCUCUGCCGUCACAUGAUCCGAUUCCUCAAGGCCAUUGGUUCAGGGGAGGCCGAGACUCCGCCCAGCACACCCACUACACAGGAGCCGAGCUCUACCGGUGGGUUCGAGUUCUUUCGUAACCGCAGCAUCAGUCUCUCUCAGUCUGCAGACAACAUCGCAGCGGGCAAAUUUAACAUGCAGAAGACACUGAGCAUGCCCUCUGGACCCUCUUCUAAAGGUGGCGAUCGGUGGUGUAAAGAGAGCGACUCUGCAGAGAAUCUCUACAUUGAUGUGAUGCUGUGGAGACACGCGAGACAUCUGCUGGAGCAGGUGAGACUGCGAGAUCUCGGCUGUUUCUCUGCUCAGCUGGGCUUUGAGCUGAUUGGCUGGUUGUGUCGGGAGCGGACACGCGUGGCACGGGUGGACGAUUUCGUUACAGCCCUCAAAUGCCUGCACAAAGACUUCCUGUGGCCAUUCCCUGUUAUCUCAGUAUGCUCCAUUAGCUCGCCGCUGAAGGAUGGACGCUGCCGUCCAGUGUUGAGUUCUCGUUUGCUGAAGUCGCAGUCAGCUGACAGUUUGCUGAACAGUGACAUGGAUACCACGCCCCCUCUGGUCACCAUAGCUAAUCACAGCUGGCUUGAUGGUUUGGGGGCGGUGCCAAAGGAGCUGGACUCCGCCGCCUCUCACGGAGGGCCACGGACACAAGAGGCGUUUCUGUCUCCCCUUAUUAACAAAGGAGAGGAGUGCAGUAUUGGUUCAGCUACUGAUCUGACUGAAACCAGUUCCAUUGUGGAUGGUGAUUGGAUGAUGGUAGAUGAGAAUGUCUCCACCCUCAACCUCAGCCAAUCAGAGCUUGAGCACAUCUCAAUGGAGCUGGCCAAUAAAGGACCGCACAAGUCUCAGGUGCAACUGCGGUAUCUCCUGCAUGUGUUCAUGGAGGCCGGUUGUCUGGAGUGGUGUGUGGUCAUUGGUCUGAUCUUGCGAGACGCCAGCGUCAUUAAACAGGUGGUGGGGUUCUUGGACAGUCCAGAAGUUCCACCUGAAACGGUUCAGUGCAUCAGAGCAGGUCUGAUCGCUGUCGACAUCUGGGCCUCAGCUGAUUGUCUGGGCUACAAGCCGUUCUUGAAUCUGAUUCGUCCUCAGCUGCUUAAGUUGAUGGAGGUUUCCGUCGAGCAGGUGCAGCCCGAAGCGUUCCAGCCGUCUGGCGCAUCAAAACUGUCCGAAACGCCACUGCUGCUCAGAGCCGAAGACUCGCGCGUGACCGUCGUGUCAGGUCACUUGCUGCCACUAGAGGGCUCUCCCAGAGUGAAUGCCCGACCGCUGGAGGACACGCCCGUGGAGCUGGAGGAGGAGGAGACGCUGGAGGAGGGAUCUUACGACUGCACGCUAUCAUGACCUCACUUGGCUCUAGAUGCUUUUACAAAAAAGUUGGAAAACUGCGCUCAGAUCCGAUGAAAUCAGCCUGACAAACAAGUGUGUGUGUGUGUCUCAGACUGCAUUUGUGCUGUUCUAUGAUCAUGUUACGUGUGUGUGUGUGUGUGUGUGUGUGUGUGUGUGUGUGUGUGUGUUUGCACUGUCUUUUUAUUUGCGCUCCAUCCUGACUGCAGAGUUGUGUGUUUUCAACAUGUGGUCAAUUGCAUCAGUGUUUUUGUCUCUUUUCUCCUCUGUAUGAGAAUCAAACGUGGCCCCAGAGCAAUUCGGGCGUUUACCCUUUUGUUAUGGCAUCAAAACUCGGCCCUCCCAACCAGCUGUGCACCAAAUAAUGCUUUUAGAAAAACACACCUGCAUUUAUCUCUCUGUAUGUGUGCAGGUUUUGCUUUGACGGGUAAAACUGAACUAGAUUUCCAAUGAAAAUCAAAGGAAUUGAGCAUCGCUGAAGUUUAACCGAUUAUCCUGGAUUAAGGCAUCAAGUUUUAAAUGUUAAUUGUGGAAUAUCAAUCAUUGUGGCCACCAGAUGGCUCAGUACAGAGCCUGAUGUUUUAUUUGACACAGGACACAAAGAAACCGAGCGAUUGCAAACACAAAACCAGAUAUCAGUCACACUUGUAGUUGGUCAAACGCGUGAUGUUUGUCGAGUUUAAGAGUUGUGAUGUGUGCAGCUCUCCCUCCUGUGAAGUUGAACUUGAAUCAUGGAUAUUUGAAAUGUUUUGCUCUUUUUUUGUUAAAUAGUCUUUCGAAGCAUUUUAGUCCAACUUUGGGGUGUGAAUCAUGUGUAAAAGUACUUUGCUAUGGACUUGUGUCUACGGCAUCAUCCCCCUAGAUUUGCCUCGAGCCCUCCACCACCACCCAGAAACUUCAAAUGUUUCACUUCGACCCUCUGAACUGACGGCAAAACAGUCGACGCAUCUUAGUACCAGCCCUGACCAAAUGGUUUUUGCAUUAUUAUUUAUUUGUCAACAUUGUUUGCUUUUCAGCCAACGUUACGUAAGGCUUCUUAAAAGGUAUACAUCUUUCUGUCAAUAAUCGUAAAUAGUUUUUCAUCGCUCUAUCUGGUUUUAUGUAUGUGAGGAGCGGUCGGACAAAGAAAUGAACUCUCAUGCAGUUGUGAGUUUUUCGUUACAUAAUAAAAGUUUCAAGAACUCCAGCGACUCGCAAGAGCACCAGAGAUGAUUUCAUCUGUCUUUAAUUUGUAUUAGAACGGCAGCGCUGCCCAGAAUCAGUAUUAUUAAUAUAAUUAGUGUUUCAACUUUGAUGAACAUCAGGCUAAUCGGCGCUGCCUUGGGUUGGAUCUUUCAGUGCAGAACGGACCAAUCGAUGUAACAGAAGGCUGGCGUAAACGCAUGGCAUGCCUUUGUGUUAUUAAUAUGCAUUAUUGACAGUUCAGAGUAUUUAGCGAGAUCUUUAUUUUAACAUUUUAUUUCCCCUGAACUGCUCGUCUCCCGAUUCGAGUUUAUGUUGUAAUUAUGUUGCACAUGUGUAGGUGCCGUGAAGUUGUGAUAGUGUUAUUCACAAACCAAAGAGCUGCAUGACAUUAAAGUGUGUGUGUGUGUGUGUGUGUGUGUGUGAAAGAUCACUGACAGGGUUCAUAAUGCAACAUGGUACAAAAUCCCUCAAAUUCCUCUUUUCCUCUAACUACGUCACAGUGAAAUACUGAUGUUGCUCUUUGACAUUUAACGGAGGAUUUUAUAGUUUAAUUUUCUACUAAAGUGUAAACGUGAUUUUCAAGGCGGCCCGUGUGCGAGUUGGUACUCUCAGUUAAAGGACUUUGAGACGUUGAGUAUUUCUUCAUCUGUACAGUUUAAACUCUCCAGCGACCUGGAAAAUGUUUCCGGCUCUGGCGUUUCUCCUCAAUGCAGUGUACAGACAAUAACUUUUCUACUCCGUAUUCUAUAUUUUCCUGUACAUACAGAUUACAGAACAAUAAAUUAUUUUUUAAACAUCA